CAUGUGAUGUUUGCUCACGUUUCUUCAAUACUGCUAUUAAUCUUAUAAAAAAAUAAACAAAACAGAUAUAAAACAAAAACAAGUGGGAUUCUGCGACAGUGCCAUUUCCUCCGUCGACGCAACAACAAGCUAUGAGAGUCUUGCAAAAGGUUUCGGUUCUUGACCCGUCAGAACUGCUGAGGCCGGAAAUUGAGUUUGCGGCUAAAGAGAAGUCCAAAUUUCGAGACUACACAGUUGCGCCUGACAAUGUCCACAUGGAACGCGUAUUCCAAACCUACUCCCUGAUGCACAACCAUCAAACGGUUGAUUUUGUUAAGUCAAAAAUCGAAAAGUGGACCAAAUUCAACACAUUCAAAGGAGAGAUCUUGGAAACUCUUGACACACUGGACAAUUUGAUUGACGAGAGUGACCCUGACGUUGAUAUUCCAAACAGCGUGCACGCUUACCAGACUGCAGAGCAGCUCAGAAGGGACUACCCUGACCUCGACUGGCUGCACCUCACUGGUCUGAUUCAUGAUCUUGGCAAAGUGAUGGCUUUUUACGAAGAGCCGCAAUGGGCUGUCGUUGGUGAUACCUUCCCUGUCGGUUGCGAUUGGGGUGAAAGUAUUGUGUAUAGACACGAAACCUUUAAGGACAACCCUGAUGGAAACAAUCCAAAGUUGAACACAAAAAUUGGAAUGUACUCCGAGAACUGCGGUUUGGACAAAAUAAUGAUGUCGUGGGGUCAUGACGAAUACAUGUACCGUGUUCUCCAACACAAUAAGUCCAAACUACCAGAGGAAGCACUCUACAUGAUUAGAUAUCACUCAUUCUACCCCUGGCACGUUGGAGGCGACUACACGCACCUCUGUAACAAAAAGGACAUGGAGAUGCUGAAAUGGGUUCAACUUUUCAAUAAAUACGAUCUGUACACCAAGAGUGCAAAAGUUCCCGAUGUCAAAUCGAUCAAGCCCUAUUAUCAGAGUCUGGUUGAUAAGUACAUGCCCGGAGUUUUGGAGUGGUAAAUAAUACGGUAAACCAACAAAAAAUAUCAAAAUGGAUCAUGUAACUGGAGAUAAAAUGCGUUGGACUAUAAUCAGUUUUUGUAACCUUUAAUAUUGAUAACAUAAAAUAGGACAGAAUUUUGUUAAUCACAGCUAUUUAAUUUUAUCAGUUUGAUUGCGCACUUUCGCAAUUUUCAACAAUGUCUUUGUCUAACAAAAUAUAUUGUGUAAAUACACACUAGAAAAAAAUAUGGCAUUUCAUUAUAAUACAUGUUGUGAUUAAAU
This is a messenger RNA of Neocloeon triangulifer, 1268 nucleotides long. RefSeq names its product inositol oxygenase. The coding region runs from base 132 to 1004 and encodes 290 amino acids. The transcript is spliced from 6 exons. NCBI's taxonomy places the organism in Eukaryota, Metazoa, Arthropoda, Insecta, Ephemeroptera, Baetidae. Gene Ontology annotation, molecular function: iron ion binding; inositol oxygenase activity. The record is from RefSeq and is a predicted model, not a curated record. Gene Ontology annotation, biological process: inositol catabolic process. Gene Ontology annotation, cellular component: cytoplasm.